CACGACUCACAAGCGACACUCACCAAUCCGUUUAAUGGGUUUGAGCAAUUAUAUAUCACAGAAGAAGGAAACAAACUUUAUGAUAAAAUAUAAAGAAAAAGUAUAAGGCAAAGCCAACAAAAUGGGUGAUUUUGGAUCAAAUGGUUCGUCAAGCAUGAGCAUUGUGAUGUAUCCAUGGUUAGCCUUUGGUCACAUGACUCCUUUUCUUCACCUCUCCAACAAACUCGCAGAGAAAGGUCACAAGAUUGUUUUCUUGCUUCCCAAGAAAGCACUAAACCAGCUUGAACCUCUUAAUCUAUACCCGAAGCUCAUCACUUUCCACACCAUCUCCAUCCCUCAGGUUAAAGGUCUACCUCCCGGUGCGGAGACCAACUCUGACGUCCCCUUCUUCUUGACUCAUUUGCUCGCGGUUGCAAUGGACCAAACCCGCCCAGAGGUCGAGACCAUCUUCCGUACAAUCAAACCAGACUUGGUUUUCUACGAUUCUGCCCAUUGGAUACCGGAAAUUGCUAAACCGAUGGGUGCUAAAACUGUUUGCUUCCACAUCGUGAGCGCUGCUUCAAUCGCGCUGUCUCUUGUCCCUGCUGCUGAGCGAGAGGUCAUUGAUGGGAAGGAAAUGUCAGGGGAGGAGUUAGCUAAGACGCCUCUAGGUUACCCGUCUUCGAAAGUGGUCUUGCGUGCCCAUGAAGCAAAACUCCUAAGCUUCGUGUGGAGGAAGCACGAGGGAAUUGCUUCUUUCUUCGACGUACAAGUCGCUGCGAUGAGAAACUGCGACGCGAUAGCUAUAAGGACUUGCCGUGAGACGGAAGGCAAGUUCUGCGAUUACAUCAGUAGCCAAUACAACAAACCAGUUAACCUAACCGGACCUGUACUCCCCGGAUCCCAACCCAAUCAGCCCUCUUUAGAGCCUCAAUGGGCAGAGUGGCUAGCCAAAUUCAAACCUAAUUCGGUUGUGUUCUGUGCUUUCGGUAGCCAACCCGUUGUAGACAAGAUAGACCAGUUUCAAGAACUCUGUUUAGGGCUAGAAUCAACUGGUCUACCGUUUCUGGUUGCGAUAAAGCCUCCUUCAGGUGUAUCAACCGUCGAGGAAGCGUUACCGGAAGGAUUCAAGGAGAGGGUUCAAGGACGUGGCGUUGUAUACGGAGGUUGGAUUCAGCAACCGUUGGUGUUAGACCAUCCUUCAGUGGGGUGUUUCGUUAGCCACUGCGGGUUUGGGUCGAUGUGGGAGUCUUUGAUGAGUGAUUGUCAGAUCGUUCUGGUUCCGCAUCACGGAGAACAGAUCUUGAACGCGAGGCUUAUGACAGAGGAGAUGGAGGUGGCGGUUGAGGUGGAGAGAGGAGAGAAUGGAUGGUUCUCGCGGCGGAGCUUGGAGGAUGCUGUGAAGAGUGUGAUGGAGGAAGGUAGUGAGGUUGGUGUGAAAGUGAGGAAGAAUCAUGACAAGUGGAGAUGUGUUUUGAGUGACUCUGGUUUCGCAGAUGGUUAUAUCAAUACGUUUGAACAGAGUUUGACUGAACUUGUGAACAAGUCAUGAAUUCAUAAUUCGUCAAUGUCUAUGUGUUAUUGUAAGUUAUGAGUUUUUAUAAAUUGUUUUA
This is a messenger RNA of Capsella rubella, 1592 nucleotides long. Its product is annotated as anthocyanidin 3-O-glucoside 2'''-O-xylosyltransferase. The coding region runs from base 122 to 1531 and encodes 469 amino acids. Gene Ontology annotation, molecular function: UDP-glycosyltransferase activity. The record is from RefSeq and is a predicted model, not a curated record. NCBI's taxonomy places the organism in Eukaryota, Viridiplantae, Streptophyta, Magnoliopsida, Brassicales, Brassicaceae. The transcript has a single exon.